AUGGCCGAGCUCCUGCCCCUCCCCGCCGCGUUCAAGAUCCCCGAGAUCAGCCGCUUCAUCAACCGUGCCAACCAGCUGCGCGCCGUCAAGCCCGCCGUUGCCUACUGGUGCGAGUACCACGCCGUCAACCAGAUUGUCGGCAAGAGCCUGCACACGACCGAUGACGACUGCUUCAACUUUACGCGGACGCUGAUUGAGCGCCUCGAGGCGACCAAGGCCGAGCGCGCCGACGACGAUGCCAUCACCGACAACACGGCGGGGCAGGCGUACGUGGAGAUGUUUGCCCAGGAGACGUUUGAUCGCGCCGAGAGGACCAUGCGCGCCGACAAGGUGACGAGACAAACCGCCGACACGUUUGACGCCGCCGCCACCUUUUUCGACUUGACCCGGGAAUGGGGCACCCCAGAGGCGGACACGCUGCAAAAGAUCAAGUUCGCCAAGUGGAACGCCGCGCGCAUCCUCAAGGCCAUUCGUCAGGGCCUUGACCCCAACGAGUCCAAUCCAAAAGCCCCCGAGCCCGAACCCGAAGAUCCGGCCGAGGUCGAGCUUGACCCUACAUCGCAGGAGCUAGCGAGCAUCGGGCCAUCUGCGCAGCCAGUGUCUUUAGAGGAGGUCCCUGAUGCAGGCGAGCCCUUCUUCCCCUCGGUCCCUUUCACGACCGCGACCGCUGCGGACACAAGUGGCUUUCCCUCAGCAGCACCGGCUGCAACGACACCCGAGCCGCCGUUUGUCCCCUCUCCAAUCGCCACGCCACCUCCCCAGUCAGCGGAGAAUCUGCAACCUACGCCACCUACCGCGCCGAACUCCUCGAGGCAGCAGGUACCUCCUCAGCCUUCGCCUCAGUUCCCGACCAAGAUAACCCCCGAGCAUAUACCUCUGCCCGAGCCUCUUCCCGUCCAACCGAGAGAACCACCUCCACCAGCUAUGUCAUGGCCGACAGCCUCCCUACCAGCUCCUGUGACAGCCCCGAAUCCAGCGAACCCAGUGCCGACUCCUGCUGUGCAUGCACCCGCGACGAAUAUACCCCAAAAGGACCUCAACCAAGCCCAAAAGCACGCCAAAUGGGCGAUCUCAGCUCUGAACUUUGACGAUGUGCCCACGGCGGUGAAAGAAUUGCGAAACGCGCUGGCCAUGCUGGGUGCUCAGUAG
Messenger RNA from Cordyceps militaris CM01, 1149 nucleotides. RefSeq lists its product as uncharacterized. Bases 1 to 1149 code for a protein of 382 amino acids. NCBI's taxonomy places the organism in Eukaryota, Fungi, Ascomycota, Sordariomycetes, Hypocreales, Cordycipitaceae. Gene Ontology annotation, cellular component: multivesicular body. The transcript has 2 exons. Gene Ontology annotation, biological process: late endosome to vacuole transport via multivesicular body sorting pathway. The record is from RefSeq and is a predicted model, not a curated record.